CUGUAAUUACGGGAGAGCAAAGGCUGACUAAAUGUUUCUUCAAAUAAAUCACUAACAAUGCACAGACAAUCUAAGAAUAUAAAUGCUCCCCUGGAAGUUAAAGAAAAUGAGAGUAGAUGCACUGAAGAGAAGGAAGAAGCCUCUUUCCUCGAUCAGUCAAAAGACCAGAAGAUUUGUACAGUGACCAAAUCAAAAGUCAUCAAGGCAUCCAAGGAGGAGAAUUUAAGUGAUGGGAACCAGGCGCGGUUGCAAAAACGCACCCUGAAAUACUUCAGAGGCCUCAAGAAGGAAUCCCGCCACAACCAGGAGGAUGUUGUUAGCUGUCAGUUUACUGAACGCUUUAUUGAUGUGCUAAAAGGGGAUGUGGUUGGUGAACCUGCCUUGCCUUUGAACGGUGGGGAAAGUUUUUCAAGAAGUAGACCUGUUGCUUUGGGGGAUGAAUGCUACUUGACACCUAAUAGGGCCAAAGCAGAAGAAGCAUCUGAUUGUGCAAUGUCAGAGAAACAGAGGAAAGAACCUGUUGAUUUUGCAUCUGCAACAAUUGCUGAAUUUGGGAUUACUCAAGAAAGUUUUACUAAACGAUCUAUAGGGAAGUCUCCAACUACAUUAAAAUUUAGGCGAAGAUCGACAAUUGGAGUGCGGGGGUCACCAGAAAAUAACACCCUCAUUCGAUACCUUGCCCAGCAGAAGAGUGACAGGCAAAAAGCUUUUACAGAGCAGGUUAGUCCCUUUAAGCGUGAGAACGUCAGGUCGCUGAAGGACAAGAUAGACGCCUUCCAAGCAUCUUUUAAAUCGGUACAAGAAGGUGAAGGGGAAUCCAGCUUCUCCGGCCUGUCCCGAGUGGAUGAUGCUUCCCAGGAAUCGGGCUCUUCUCAGAACAAAGUACCUUUUACAAAAGAGCGGAACCUGGAUCAGUGGAGUGAAAAGUUCAGGUCAGACGACAGUGGUGGUUAUUUGAAAGAAAAUUUAAGACAAAACGUAAUCAAGAGCAGUAAGUCUGAUACCAAGACCUGCACCAUCUUGUCUUCAUGUCAAGCUGUGACUGUCACUGAACCUGCUGCUGCUGUUUCAAAGGAAUGGGUUUAUGAGCAACACAAUCCUGUUGAGUCGUUGGAGGCUGUUCUAAUUAGAGAUAUCAUAGAAACAGGCCGUGAUUUCAGCUCUGAUCACAUCACUAAAGACAUUAGAAGGAGUGUUCUAUCAGGACAAAGCAGAAAGGGAGUUGGUUUUGUGGAAGAACUGAGCCUGGAUAUAUUUGAUGAAAACAAGCCACCUGUCACCCCUCCCAUCACUCCACUGCAAUCAGAAAAUAGUUCGUUAACAGAACGUACACAGAGUGGCUCCGGUCUGAGAUCUGUGUUGAAGAAAACACCAGUGAAGCAAUUCUCAGAUAGCCUGAAGGAACACUCAGAUGAUGCAGUUGACAGAGGAGGAGGUGAAUCUCUCACGGUCGCCAAUUGUGCAAAAACCUUUGAAGCAACAGAAACAGAUGGAACUGAAAGACCAAAGAAGAAAAGAGUUACUUUUGGAGAAGUUCUAAGCCCAGAAAUAUUUGAUGAAACUUUGCCUGCAAAUACCCCGCUGCGCAAAGGAGCGACUCCAGCCCCUUCUCCAGGAUUAUUGCACAGUAAUAGCUCUUUGUCAAGGUCAAGUCUCAUUGCAGAACCAUUAUCCCAGCCAGACUUUGAUUGCGAUGAUGAAUGUGUUGAGCCUCCUGAAGAGUUCGUGGAGGGUCCUGUUGCUGCAGAAGACCCAUUGCCUGCUGAAAAUGCAGAUGCAGAAACUGACAAAUCUGGUAUGAUAACAACUUCUACUAAAAAGGAGCAGUGUAGCACCAUUUCAGAAGAGACUGAUUUUAGCACCUCAAGAGCCACAAAUACUAAGAAUGCCAAAGAGAGUAAAAAUCCCAGGAAGAACAGGUUUCAAAGACAAAAGAAUGUAACCACAUCUGCUGCCAAAAAGACCCAAAAAACAAAGCAUACAAGCUAUGGGAAAAGAAGAAAGAAAAAAGUAAAAAAAUCUUUAUAUGGGGAAAGAGAGAUGGCUUCUAAGAAACCUCUUCUCAGCCCCAUCCCUGAAAUUCCAGAGACUUUCUCUUCUGCUUCAUCUUCAAACUCACCAGACACACAGGCACUUUUUUCAGAGGACAUAUUAUUUUUAGAUGAUGCCAGAUCCGGGAAGGCUCGCAGGGAUGUUGAGGAGAAGGCAGUGGCUGAAGGAGUGAGAGGGGCGACCGUCUGUGCAGCGUAUUCAAGCUCUGAGGACCUGGACCUCGUGGAGGCCAGUGGCUCUGGGAGCGAGGUGUUUCACGUGUCCAGUGGGGACCCACAGUCCAGUUCUGGCAUCGAUCAUGAGUUUUCAAACAGUGUGCCAGAUGCAAAGUGUGGUUUUGAUACAUCUGACUAUUUCCAACAAGGUAAAGAGACUGCGUGUGUAAAAGAGGCAAAAGAAAGUGGUUCUUUGAUAGAAAACAACAAAUUACAAGGAAAUCUCCUAAAUAAGGCAGAGCAGCUGAGUGGGCUAGAAUUUCUGGAACAACGGGACACUAGUGUACAUGAGAGUGCCCAAGGAACUCAGUGUCCCCAAAAAGAUUCUAUAAGUAGUCCACCAAGAAGAAGAAGUCGAAAAAGUAGUGCUGUCUGUUUUCCUCCUGUUGAAACAUUGGAAAUAACUGGAAACGAUCUUCCAGUUUCUUCUUUUAAUGUGGAAGAAGUCUUAUCUGUUCCUCAGCGAAAAACCAACUCCUUUGAGCCUUUUAGGAGAAGGAGCAGUAACAGUGGUGAAAGAAGAGUGAGGCGCAGCAUGAGAUUAAAUAAAGAUGCAGAAAUGGAAGGACUUGCAUGGAUUCAAGUACCCGAUGAGAUUCAGAACCCUCCUCUGAUAGCUUCUGCUUGCAAAAUCAGGAGAUCAAGCACAUCCAUCCUUACACAAUCUGAGAAUAUUCACCAUAGAAAACAAAAUCUCAUCCCGUUCUCAGCGCCGGGGAAGGAGAACCAUGACUCUGUUAAUCUUGCUGAUGGUCCUUGCAAAAGAUGGAGGAGGAGAAGCAUGUGUGUAUCCACACCUCAAGAAACAAGAACUUGGUCUCAAACCCGGAGGAGCAUAACAAAUUCUGUAUAUUGGAAGGACAGAAGUAAGAAAAAACACUUUGAAGAAGUAGAAAUACCUCUUGAAAAUAACUCUUUUAGUGAGGUUUCAGCUACCUCUGAUUUUCUAAAGUGAAGACAUCAUCAAUUUUGCCUAAGAACUCCUACGGCAACUUGAAAGAAACUUCACUACUUAAAUGCUGUUCAUCUUAUGCUACUUUAGAAACAUUACUGAAGUUAUCAAAACAGUUUCCUUGAUGUUUUAUUUUGGAUUUUCCUUUUGUGUGGCAAUGAACAUUUUCGAUUCGGAAACGGAAUGGUAAUCGUUCCUCGAGUUGAAUCUUGUGGCAGCAGUAUGUUGGUUUACCAGGAGAGGGCACUCUGACAUGAGGUUUUAUGGUUGUAACUGAAUUGGAAAAUAAUACCAUAGUGCACAAAAUCUUUGGAGAGAUACUAGCUAAGAUUAAAAUCUAAAGCUCCUUGACAUUAAAGUUAAUAAUAGGUGCUACUUCUAACAUUCUAAAAAAAAAAAGCUGAACUACACACUGGAAUUAAUCUGGAAAACUGAAAUGCUUCUGUGCUGUAUGGAAAUCACUUUAUAGUCUUAAACACAGUGGAGCCCUACAGUUGCAGCUGAGAUGUUAGGGUUUACCUAACAGCUUUUAGAUACUAAAUCUAGCAGUGAGUGAAACCAGUAGAGACUGUGGGUGUCAGAUACUGAAUACUAGACUUGAAUAGUCAGGUCAAGUAAAGAGUUGUCCUGGAGGAAGAGGCAACAAACUGUGUCUGAUAUUAGGGCUUGAUCUAAAAUACUGCCUAGAAUGUGCUCUUUGUGGUGUUGCUGUCCUGUGCAUCAGUCACAGCAGCACUAGAAGAGAAUUCUCCCUUGAGGUUUCUUGAGUGGAUAGGCUAAGUGCACUUUAGAUGUGAAGCGAAGUGUAAGUAAAGUCAGAAAUAAAAGAGCAAGGAUAGGGAGAAAAAAACAAAGCUUGGCUUUUCUUCCUGGCACAGCUUGCUUGAAAAGGGUUGUUAGGAAUUAUAUGUAGAUGCUUGACUGCAUGAGGUGAGGUUGGAACUUAUGGAGAAAUAAAGAGCUUGCAGUUAACAGCACUUGAUCUGGAGAGGACUUGAGACAAGUCUUCAGUUAUGCAGAAGGCUGUUGUAAUGAAGGGGUGGGUAAAAUCUCUGUACUGAAUGGGACAAGAAAUAAUGUGUUUAAGAGAAAAAAAAAAAAAGUCUCUGUUAAACAUUAAGAAAAAGUUCCAGCAGCAGAGAUAGUUGAGCACAGGGAUACAUUGCCUUGGGAAGUUGUGGAAUCUCCAUCACUGGAGGCUUUUAAGAACAGAUUAAACAAAUAUCUGUCAGGAAUGACAUAUGAUCCUUCCUAGGGGUAAGGAUAGGGCCUGGCUGGCCUCUUGAGGUCUCUUCUGGCUGUGUUUUCUGAUUGCUAGAGAUUAGGGUUGCAAGAGGUGAUCUGGGACUUAAGACCUGAGAUAGAAUCUGUCGUGGAAUCGGGAGCUGGAGAAUUGCUGACACUGGGGGCUGCUGAGCAUGGGAAGGAACUGGGGAAUUUGGGAGAGCGCUCCUCAUGCGAGGGUGGCAAAAUGUUCUUGGUACUUCAAACAUUCAGGUCUCGUGUGACUCGCUGUGUCUGCUCGGAAGAGAAUCUCUCUGGACUCCUGAAGUAGUGUAACCAACGUGGUGGCUGUGCCAUACGGAGUGAACAAUCAGGUUCCCUCUUCAGAUUUGCUUUUCUGAAAGUGAGUUAACGUUAACCUUUGAAUGACCAGCGGCUUCGCUAUCCCUGUUCAAUCAACACAAGAACAUUCUGAAGUCAUCUCUUGUCUUCGUUACCACGUUGGGGUGUAGGAGUUAAAAUAAAGGUGCAUUGUGUGCGGGUGCAGGCGGGUGUCAACGUAUUUUGAGUUUGCGCCUCUAUUUUUCAGCUAUUAAUCGCAGCACUGUCCGAAGUAGAUUUUAGUGGUGUUCUGUCACAUUAGGUUGGCUUAGUCACUCUUAAUACGACCUGCAGUUUUACUUCCAGCAAAGUCAUCAGACAAAAGAACGCGCGAAGUCGGUGGUGGAAAGCUUGAGUCGUGGUGUUUGAUCAGUGAAGCGUCGCUAGGCAGCGUGUCAGACCGGGGAGCGGCUGAUGCAGGCCCCCAGGGUGAAGGCUGGCCUUUGUAGCCUUCAAUUUAAGUCACUGUUU
This is a messenger RNA of Athene cunicularia (burrowing owl), 5295 nucleotides long. RefSeq names its product cell division cycle associated 2 (gene CDCA2). Bases 58 to 3222 code for a protein of 1054 amino acids. Gene Ontology annotation, biological process: regulation of chromosome segregation; regulation of mitotic nuclear division. Lineage: Eukaryota; Metazoa; Chordata; Aves; Strigiformes; Strigidae. Gene Ontology annotation, cellular component: chromosome; nucleus. The transcript is spliced from 15 exons. The record is from RefSeq and is a predicted model, not a curated record.